AGCGGUAGUAUUAGGUUACAGCAGCAUUGGUUGGGGUUCCCGGUUCGCUCCGUUAGGCAUAUAGCAAAAAAUUAGUAGCGGCGCGUGAUUUGCAUAAAUAGAAUAGCUGAAAGCAGUACCAGCUAAGGGCCGUUGAGGAGAGGAGAGGAGGAGAAGAAAGGAGCAAAGAAGAUAUGGUGAGACUGACAGCCGACUUGAUUUGGAAAAGCCCUCAUUUCUUCAAUGCCAUCAAGGAACGCGAAUUGGAUCUUCGAGGUAACAAGAUUCCUGUAAUUGAAAACUUGGGUGCUACUGAGGACCAAUUUGAUACGAUUGAUUUGUCUGACAAUGAGAUUGUCAAGCUGGAAAACAUGCCAUAUCUUAAUCGGUUGGGCACUUUGAUAAUUAAUAACAACAGAAUUACCCGAAUCAAUCCCAACAUUGGAGAGUACUUGCCAAAACUACACACGUUGGUUCUUACAAAUAAUAGGCUUGUCAAUUUGGCGGAGAUUGAUCCUCUCUCAUCUCUUCCAAAGCUGCAGUUCCUUAGUCUUUUGGAUAAUACCAUUACAAAAAAGCCAAAUUAUAGGCUGUACGUGAUUCAUAAACUAAAAUCACUCCGGGUUCUUGAUUUUAAGAAAGUCAAAGCCAAGGAGAGAGCAGAAGCAGAACAUUUGUUUUCAUCCAAAGAGGUUGAAGAAGAGGCUAAAAGGGAAUCUGUCAAGACAUUCACUCCAGGUGAGAUUCCAAAUAUCCCAGAAGUUGCAGAGGAACAACAGGCUCCUAAAGUGGUUGCCCCUACACCUGAGCAGAUUAUAGCAAUCAAGGCUGCCAUUGUCAAUUCCCAGACUCUUGAAGAGGUGGCAAGACUUGAGAAGGCAUUAAACUCCGGCCAGCUUCCUGCAGAUCUUAAAAUUUUGGAUGAUACUGGAUCAAACAGUGUCAAAGAACAAGAUGACAAAAUGGCUACUGACAGUCAAAAUGAGGCUGAACCAAACAAUUUGGAGGAACAGAAGGAUAAUGAAGCCACACCUAUGGAACAGGAAUAAGAGCUACUUCAAAUCCAGUCCACAAGGGAAGGUGUUAGCAUUCCUGACGAGUGCUUUGACAACAACGAAGUUACGGUUUUGUUGAGAAUUUAAUCAGUUUUGCAGGGAUCCUCUUAUGUGCAAUUAUUUAAGCUUCCCCCCUUUUUUCUUUCAGUCAUUUCUUGCUCACGAGGCAUGUAUUACUGACCUUCUGGGGAUGUAUACAGGUUGACUGACCUUUUACUGAUAGGUUAGCCCUAAUUAGCUGCCAUCUUUACAUGUAUGUCGUCCGGUUUCUGAUUUAAAACAAGAUGAAUAUUACUUAUGCUUAAAACGCACAAUUCAGAUGGUUAUAUAUCUGCUCUUCUUUUGGAUGAUAA
Molecule: messenger RNA, 1387 nt
Organism: Populus nigra (black poplar)
Lineage: Eukaryota; Viridiplantae; Streptophyta; Magnoliopsida; Malpighiales; Salicaceae
Product: U2 small nuclear ribonucleoprotein A'-like
Exons: 8
Coding region: 174-1028 (284 amino acids)
Biological process (GO): mRNA splicing, via spliceosome
Molecular function (GO): U2 snRNA binding; protein binding
Source: RefSeq, a predicted model, not a curated record